UCCCUCUGGCAGCGCUGUUCACCGGUACGGUACCGUUGACCGUAUCGUACUCACAUGGAAGUUUCAUUGCUGCAGCAAUCCUUUGGAAAGCUUCAAGUCUUGCUGCCUUGUCGUUAUAGGCUCUGAUUUUCUUGUUGUAUAAACAUGGAUGUGCCUUGAAAUGUGCAAUGAGCUCAUCAACUUUCCCAGUGCUCCAAAGAGUCCUUCCGUUGUCUGUUGUAGCCAUCUCUCAGCAUCGGACUAGCAAUACGGGUACGGUAUGACUAGCUAGUCGAGGCCGCGCCGGGGCGGCGGCCCGCCGCAGCCCUUGCCUAUACCAUAUACCGGUAUAUGGUAUACGCAGCUUGCUAGCUCGCGCUCCCGGCCGCGAGGUCGAGGCAGUUCGGCCCAGACGUGACUCGGCCGGGCACGCGCCACACGUGCCUGCUAGCGCCUGAGCGCGGCCCGAAUUGAAAACUUCGCUGCGGUGCACUUGGCUGGAUGACUGUAGUUGCCAGAGGCAGACAGAGAGGAAAUCUUUUCCAGAGGGUUGAUGUCGGGGAUCCCACAGCCAAUAUCUGCACCAAAAAUGAGCUCUCAGUAUGACACUUCACUUACAACAUAUGCAUCAAACUUGUUUGACAUUCAACCCGCGCAUCUUCAGAGUCUGUUACAAGGCUUACAAGCAGUUACUACACUGAUCGACCAGAAUACAAAGGCAACGUCAGAUACGAAGCCAAAGAUGGCUCAAGGGCAGCAUAGUGCAACCUCUUCUACACUAAGUACCCUAGCAGGAUAUAGCACUAGUGGGACUGUGGACAGUAUGUACGGCAGUAAGUCUUAUGGAAGCAAUGCAUAUGAUAGUGAGAUGUAUGGUCAACUUGAUUCAUCCUUUGAGGCAGGUGGUGGUGGAUAUUAUGGCGGUCAAGGUUAUAGCGAAAGCAGCAAUGAAGGCGGAUGGGAGACAUCAGGUCAGAACUACAAUGACGGGUCCAGUUUUCAAGAGGGGUAUGGUGAGACGGGUGGCCAAGGAUAUGAUGACAGCAUUCAAGUAGGUUAUGGGACAAUGGGCAAGGGUUUCAAUAAUCCGGAAAGAGGUCAAGGAGGGAGCAGUCGAGGAGGAAGGGGUCGUGGGCGGGGUGGUAAUGAGUCCAGUGGGAGAGGAGCAGCAAAGCGAAGAAUGCCCCAGGGAAGCUAUGGAGGUGCUGAAGAGUACAGAGAUACAGGUUAUAACGGGAACACAUGGGGAAGAGGCCGAGGGCGUGGAACAGGGGGCCAAGGAUCGGAUAGUUCCAACCGAGGAAGAGGUCGAGGUUCAAAGGGAUUCGGUCGUGGUGAUAAUUCCAGUGGAAGUGGAAGGGGCUCGGCAAAGAGGGGAAUGCCGUUUGGAGGUGGAGGUCAAUUUUCUAAUUCCAGUGCCCGCGGAAGAGGAAGAGGUUCUGAAGGCAGCUCCUGGGGAAGAGGUCGUGGAACGGACGGGAGAGGAAGAGGGUCAGCAAAGAGGGGAAUGCCUCAAGGAGCUGGUGGGUCUGGACCUGCAGCGAAGAAAGCAAAAUGGCAAAACGAUCAGCAGGGGACAACGGGGAGUAACGAACAAAGAUGGGGUGCAGAGCAAGGAUGGUCUCGAGAUCGGGUAUGGAGAGGAAACAACAAAGAACAACGUGGACGUGGCAGGGGUUCCAGAGGCCGUCCAGGAACUGGAGGACCCCCUCAGAAAUUCAAACUUGGCGAAAAUGCCGUAGAAUAUGGAUUUGAUGGGAAACUUGCUGGACCGGAAAGGUUCGCUAAGACCCGUGGACAAUUCAAAGUCUGUGAAAUCUGUAAUAUAACAAUCAACUCCGUCGGAUGUGCCAAUGACCACUAUAAAGGCAAGCCUCACUUGAAGAAACUUGAAGCUCAUAUGAAAAAAGAAGAAUUAAAGAAAACUGUUGAUUUGAGCACUGGGAAGUGCGAGGUAUGUGAUGUCGUAUACACCUCCCCUCAACAAAUUACAUCACAUCUGGCAGGAGGCAGGCACAAAAGGAAUGUUGAAGAAGCCAAAGCUAAAGCUGAGGGAAGAUCGAUUCCAACGGAUGAUGAGAAGAAAGGAGAAGCUGCUGCAGCAGUAGCAUCUGGUGAAAAACAAGAGGUACCUCAUGAAAAGAAACAAGAGGUUGACACAAAGAGUAAGACGGAUGCUCCCGAUGUAGGAGAGAAGGCUUCCUCAAACGAACGUCCUGGACAUGAAAAUGUGAAACCCCCCAGAAAGAGGAGGAAACCCGCCGAUCCAGAUAAAGUACCGGGAGAAAUUAGACUCUUCCAUUGUGACCUGUGCAACAUCAACACCACAUCCCCCGAGCUUCUUGAGGCCCAUUUCCUUGGCAAAAAACACAAGCUGACAGUGCAAAACAUUGAGAGAAGGAACAGAUCGUACACUUCGAAGGCGGACAGUAUGUUUAUGUGUGAGCUAUGUAACAUCAGAGCUACAGACACUUAUACGCUGAAUCUGCAUUUGGUUGGCAAAAAACACAUGAAAAAGAUGGAGCAAAGCAAACCUCGGAAACCGCGGCCAAUGAUGCAGUCAAAAUCACCAUCACAGAAUCAAGCUGAUAAGACACCUUUGAAUCCAGGAGAUGAAGAGCUCUUUGAAACAGAAACGGCGAUGGACACACCAGAUUCGAGUUCUGUAACUAAAGCAGAUGCUGAUAUAAAUUCAUCCAUACAGCAAAGCCUCCAAGAAAGUACAGCGGAACUGCCGCCUCUCCAAUUCUAAAUGGUUCAAGAAACCAGAAAUAUCGGACUUAUCUUAAUGUACUGAUAUACGGAAGCUUUAAAGUGACAUCAUCUUGAUGAGAUGGCGAUAUAUUUUAUCUCGCCACUUCGAUAUAAUGAGACUAUUUAUCUUGCUAUCUCAUCAAGUCAGUGGCACUUUAAAGCUUCCGUAUCGAUUCUAUCCAAUGUAAAGUUUUGUAUGAUAUUUUGGGAUAUUUGUAAGUGCGAUUUUUAUGACAUGAACCUGUUGAAUACAGUGCGACUUCAAAAUAAUUUUGAGGCGGGCUGAUGACAAAAAGAAGCCUAAAUUCAGAAAAGUGAUUUUAUAGAUUGCACAGAAUUGUAAAGAUCACAAGAGCCAAUUCCAGACUUGUUGUUUGGCAGUGAGGAAAACAUAAACCUACAGUUUUUCAGGAUCUUGAUCGUUGGCUUUGCAUAGCCGUAUUUUAAUCAGGUCGCUUGAGUAGAGUAAUAGUGUAUUUCAGAUUGAAAGAGUCUCAGCCUCUUUUAUCUACCUGGAGACAUGUAAAGAAUACAUUACAUGUAUGGCUGCACUGUUGACUCAUUUGUUUGUGAAUGUGAGAAUGUUUUUGUGUAAGUCUAUUAUGUGAGAUGGUAUCUUAAAUAAGUACUCGGUUUAAAGUGUCAAUUCAAGUGGUAGUUUGAUUGGUACACGUAGUUCAGUUAUCAGUCCAGCCACGAUAUUAUCUUUAUAGACAAGUUCCUUUGAUGCAUGUUUCAUAUGGAAAUUCUUUUCAAGGGAAACCAAAUUAUUGGUCCUUCUGUACAGUUGCUUCAGAAUGAUGUAUUUGAUGACAUAUUGGAUUGAAUUCAUGAUGGUAUUUGGUCACAAAUCCAGUUGCAAAGGCUGUAUGAACAUAAAGUCGAGUGAGAAAAAAUAUAUCAAAUUCCGAAGUUCUUUCUAUUCACAAUUAAGAUAUCAUUUUUUAAGGAAAAUGAAAUGUCUUUUAUAUAUUAAGUACACAGUCACAAGGAGGUUGGUUGGGCAGGUUUCAUUUGACAAAUUUUUAGAUCACAUACCAAAAUCAUUAUUCAGCUUACUUGUAAUAUAUUUUAGCAACAUCAUGAAAUACAUGUACGAAAUUUA
Molecule: messenger RNA, 3838 nt
Organism: Lytechinus pictus (painted urchin)
Lineage: Eukaryota; Metazoa; Echinodermata; Echinoidea; Temnopleuroida; Toxopneustidae
Exons: 8
Coding region: 533-2731 (732 amino acids)
Molecular function (GO): nucleic acid binding; zinc ion binding
Source: RefSeq, a predicted model, not a curated record